ACUUGAGCCUCCACCUUCUCCGCGUCUCACCUUCUUCUCCGUUCUCCUUCCGCUCCCCUCUUCACAACGAAGCCCUAGUGUCCCGCGACAUGGCAUCUGGUCUGGAGGAGAAACUCGCGGGGCUCUCAACGGGCGGCGACGGGCAAAAUCCUCCGCCGGCGGGUGAGGGCGGAGAGGAGCCGCAGCUCUCGAAGAAUGCGAAGAAGAGAGAGGAGAAGAGGAAGAAGCUGGAAGAGGAGCGGAGGCUCAAGGAGGAAGAGAAGAAGAACAAGGCUGCGGCUGCCAGUGGAAAACCUCAGAAGGCAUCUGCUGCUGACGAUGAUGACAUGGAUCCCACUCAAUACUAUGAGAAUAGGCUCAAGGCUCUUGAUUCACUGAAGGCCACAGGUGUAAACCCCUAUCCCCAUAAGUUCCCGGUUGGCAUUUCUGUACCCGAAUACAUUGAGAAGUACAGGACCUUGAGCGAGGGGGAGAAGCUUACAGAUGUGGCAGAGUGUUUAGCUGGGAGGAUCAUGAACAAGAGAACAUCGUCGUCGAAGCUAUUCUUUUAUGAUCUUUAUGGUGGUGGCAUGAAGGUUCAAGUGAUGGCUGAUGCCAGGACCUCAGAGUUGGAUGAAGCUGAAUUUUCUAAGUACCACUCAGGUGUGAAGCGAGGUGAUAUUGUUGGCAUAUGUGGAUAUCCAGGAAAAAGCAACCGAGGGGAGCUUAGUGUAUUUCCAAAGAGAUUUGUCGUCCUCUCUCCAUGUCUUCAUAUGAUGCCUCGACAGAAGGGUGAAGGAAGUGCAGUGCCUGUACCGUGGACUCCAGGAAUGGGUAGGAACAUCGAAAAUUAUGUUUUGAGGGACCAGGAAACUCGGUAUCGUCAAAGGUAUCUUGAUCUUAUGGUAAACCAUGAAGUGAGGCACAUCUUCAAGACACGAUCUAAAAUUGUCUCAUUUAUCCGAAAGUUUCUUGAUGACCGUGAAUUUUUGGAGGUGGAGACUCCGAUGAUGAACAUGAUUGCUGGUGGAGCAGCUGCAAGGCCUUUUGUUACACAUCACAAUGAAUUAAACAUGCGGCUUUUUAUGCGCAUUGCUCCUGAAUUAUAUCUGAAGGAACUGGUUGUUGGUGGAUUGGACCGUGUUUAUGAAAUUGGAAAGCAAUUCAGGAAUGAAGGAAUUGAUUUAACACACAAUCCUGAAUUCACAACUUGUGAAUUUUAUAUGGCGUAUGCAGAUUAUAAUGAUUUGAUGGAGCUUACUGAAACCAUGUUGUCAGGCAUGGUUAAGGACCUGACAGGUGGCUAUAAGAUAAAAUAUCAUGCAAAUGGAGUUACUAACCCCCCAAUAGAAAUUGAUUUCACGCCUCCCUUCAGAAGGAUAGAUAUGAUUAAAGAUUUGGAGGCUAUGGCCAAUCUCAGUAUACCAAAAGAUCUAUCAAGUGAUGAAGCGAAUCGUUAUUUGAUAGAAGCAUGUGUGAAGUAUGAUGUGAAAUGUCCACCUCCCCAAACGACAUCGCGGUUGCUUGACAAGUUGGUUGGCCAUUUCUUGGAGGAGACAUGUGUGAAUCCAACAUUUAUCAUCAAUCAUCCAGAGAUAAUGAGUCCAUUAGCAAAGUGGCAUAGGUCCCGACCUGGAUUGACUGAGAGGUUCGAGUUGUUUGUUAACAAACAUGAGGUGUGCAACGCAUACACAGAGUUGAACGAUCCUGUUGUGCAGAGGCAACGGUUUGAGGAACAACUAAAGGACCGUCAAUCUGGUGAUGACGAAGCUAUGGCUUUGGACGAAACAUUCUGUACUGCCCUUGAGUAUGGUUUGGCACCAACAGGUGGUUGGGGCUUGGGAAUUGAUCGCCUCACGAUGUUGCUAACAGAUUCUCAGAACAUUAAGGAAGUACUUCUAUUCCCGGCUAUGAAGCCUCAAGAGUAGUAAUCCACAGCCAAAAGCCACAAAAGGGUAUGCUUACGAGUCUGUAACUUUUAAGACUCUUUGUUUGCUCGGUUGAAAACAUUAAAGCAUGUAAGGCAUUUUUUCUAUGCAUUUUUCAAGUUGAAAGAACAUUUAAAUAAUGCACCUUUCUGAGGUAUGGUUUAGAGUUAGGGUGUCUAUAAUUCAAUACACAUUUUUAGGCCAAGUGACCUCUUAACGUUUUUCUGCAUUUAGACUGUGCUCAGGAUCGUUCAACUCUGUGUAUGUGUAUAGGUGUUCUCACAGACUUUUUAAGGUUGUAUAAAAUUAUGACUUCCACCACAGAAAUUAUAAACAAGAUUAUAUUUUGUUAUAAUGUAUGUGAUCAGAAAAUAACUGCUAGCAACCCACAAUUAGGUGGGUCCAAUUGAGAUAGAACAUUAAAAGCUACAUUACCAUUUUCAUCGUGACUAAUGAGUAAUGACAUUGACAUCCCAUAUUUUACCCCCAUGCCUUGGCACCAGCAAAGAACGAUGAUUGCCUAUUACCCUGUGCUGGGCUUGAGGUGGAUGAGGGAACAUACACCCUACACUAUGGUGAUAUUUCAAGAUAUCUGUAUGAUUCUAGAUUCACUGGGCGUGCUGUGUCCAUUGUUCUACUUUAUUGGAAGUUCUGUUUGAGAUGCUGCAUCUUCAGUUGUCUACUGCCCCGGUGCUGAUUAUGUUGUAUAAUUCAGACGUGCUCAUUGUUGAUUUUGUACACGAGUUUGCACUGCAUAGGCAGAUAGGCUGGAGGAUACGCUAACUUGGAUAUUUGUGUCACAGCUCAAAGCAAACAUGAUGCUACAUAGGCUGGAGGAUACAUCAAAGUUGGACCUGUUGUGAAUUAUACUUAUUUUUGCUCUUGUGCGUGCGAGGUUUCCAUUUUUCAUUAUUUGUAUUUCCCAGCAGACAGUUAUUAACUAAAUACUGUAACGUCACAGUAAGUUCAGUUUAACUUCAAACAUUGUAGUUUUGAGGAGAUUGCAAAUAUUUCGGGUCAAUGCAAUUGGUGCUUUUGAUAGCCA
Messenger RNA from Zea mays, 2952 nucleotides. RefSeq names its product Lysine--tRNA ligase cytoplasmic. The record is from RefSeq and is marked validated. Gene Ontology annotation, molecular function: ATP binding; lysine-tRNA ligase activity; tRNA binding. Gene Ontology annotation, biological process: lysyl-tRNA aminoacylation. Bases 90 to 1907 code for a protein of 605 amino acids. The transcript is spliced from 16 exons. NCBI's taxonomy places the organism in Eukaryota, Viridiplantae, Streptophyta, Magnoliopsida, Poales, Poaceae. Gene Ontology annotation, cellular component: cytoplasm; cytosol.